AUGUCUCCCUCGUGUCAGUACGAACUCACGGAAAUUAUUCCCACAACCAAUGGCCCCAUCAGGGGCUUUGUUAGUGACGGUAUGCGUCAAUUUCUAGGCAUACCAUACGCUAGCCCGCCGACUGGCGAAUUAAGAUGGCGGCCUCCAGUUGCGCCUAUAGCGUGGGAAGAGCCUUUAGAAUCAGUAUCUUUUGGAAACGUUUGCGCUCAGCAUACACCCAGCUUUCCCGGCUUUGGUCAUACAAGUUACACCGAAGACUGUCUUUAUCUCAAUGUAUUUACGCCAGCUCAUUCUCGCCGAGAACCCGAGGGCUCAAAGAAGCUGCCAGUAAUGGCAUUUAUCCAUGGCGGAGGCUUCUCCAGUGGUGCGAGUAAUGACUACAACCCUAUAAGACUGGUUAAUGAUGGCAAUGUCGUAUUUGUAUCUCUCAACUAUCGUGUCAACAUCUUCGGCUUUUUUUCUCACCCUGCGAUCAACGCCGAGGAUCACCCGUCAGGGAACUACGGUAUUCUGGAUCAACAGUUUGCUCUCACAUGGAUACAGCGCAACAUUGAAGUAUUUGGCGGAGAUGCGACUAAUGUCACCAUCUUUGGUGAAUCCGCUGGAGGCGCCAGCGUUAUGGCACACAUGGUUUCCCCUGGCUCAAUCGGCCUAUUCCACAAAGUUAUCAUCCAGAGUGGAGGAUCACCCCCUACCAUGCCGUUUCCAACCAUUGAAAGUCUCGAGAAGCAAGGGAUUGGCCUCGCAUCUGCCGCAGGUUGUAAGGAGCAAAUACCGCGACAACUUAGACUAAUCGCGACCAAGGAUAUUAUGGCCGCUGAUGCUUUACCAGACGACACCUUUGGAUUGGGGAAGUUUCCCUUUGGGUUAAUGGAAGAUGGGGAAGUUGUUCCAAAAUCACUUCGAGAAAAAUUCUCGACUGGCCAAUUCAGUCGAGUUCCUAUGAUCAUUGGUGUCAACCGGGACGAGUUUUCCUGGUUCCAGGCAAUGAUAGAACUACGCUCUGGAAAGGUCGUUUCCGCGGAUUUUUAUCCACAAAUCCUCACUGAUACGAUCGAUCUACUCAAUACUUUACAUCUCAACGGUGUAAUAGUGCCGUCUGAUGCAAUUAGUCAGGUUCUUGAACUCUACCCAGCUGGAUCGCACCCAAGUGCAAGUAGAGCACUUGCUGCUGCAAUAGGGGAUGCUGGGUUAAUAUCUACUGCCGGCCGGCGGACAACACGGGUCAUGGCUCAACACGUGACAGAGGUGUACGCCUAUGAAUUCGAUGUUCCCGAUUCACCGUCGCCUUGGCCGGAGGUAUCAUUCCCCUAUGGAUCUGCGCAUACGAUAGAGCUACAGUAUCUUUUCCCUCUUUUCCGCGGUGGUAGUGGUAAAGCACAACCCCUUACAGACUCGCAACAGCAACUGGCCAGGCAAAUGGUGCACUACUGGACCACUUUCGCGCACCGAGGCACACCAAACUUCGUUGACGACUCCGCGAAACGUGUAUCACCAUCACAUUGGCUUGCAUAUAAAGCCAAGGAUGAUAACAUCAUGUUACUUUGUACACCAACACCUCACAUGACAAACGAAUGGGGGGUCCGACACAAUUCUGACUUCUGGGACUCUUUUUACUAG
Messenger RNA from Talaromyces proteolyticus, 1620 nucleotides. Its product is annotated as carboxylesterase family protein. The coding region runs from base 1 to 1620 and encodes 539 amino acids. The record is from RefSeq and is a predicted model, not a curated record. The transcript has a single exon. NCBI's taxonomy places the organism in Eukaryota, Fungi, Ascomycota, Eurotiomycetes, Eurotiales, Trichocomaceae.